Messenger RNA from Macadamia integrifolia, 1813 nucleotides. RefSeq names its product membrane-anchored ubiquitin-fold protein 2-like. The coding region runs from base 1040 to 1396 and encodes 118 amino acids. NCBI's taxonomy places the organism in Eukaryota, Viridiplantae, Streptophyta, Magnoliopsida, Proteales, Proteaceae. The record is from RefSeq and is a predicted model, not a curated record. The transcript is spliced from 4 exons.
UGUCAUUUUUUAUUACAUGAAAGAUAAUUGGUAAUUUUGUGUGCUCCAGUAUCCUAGCCAUGCAGGAGCCACUCGACCUGGUAACAUUCUUUUUUCAUGUAAAUCGGGAGCGUAAUCGGUGGUUGAUGGGGCUGUCUAAUUUAAGAGGCUGUUGUCACCAAUCUGUGUGCAAGGCAGAUACAGGGAAGAGCAUAGGAGAAAUUUCUACAGUAAACAAUAGAGCCAGUUCCAGUCAUACGAGAUUGGAAAGGAAAGGAAAGCCACGGAUGGAUUCAUUGCCCAUAGGUCUCGAUGAAUUUGAAACCCUAAAAUCGCCUCGGCUAUGGGGAUUGGAGAGUGGGAUUUUAUUCAUCUCUUCCGAUUCCAAUAAAAGCCUCGCUUUUCUUCCGCUUAGAUUUCUGAACCAGAAUUAAAAGGAGGAAAAAGACUACUGAUUAAAUCAAAUUGUAUCAGUUUUGAUUUGUUUUUCGAUCCCCAGUUGAGGAUUUUUUCUUCUUCUUCUUCUGUUUCUCUUUAGACCAAGUUGAAAUUAGGGUAUUUAUGUGCUCUAACAGAGAGUAUUUUACUGUUUCUAAUUCACUCUUCUGGCUUCUUCUAUUUUUCUUUUAAUAGAGAUCUCAGUUGGUAUAUCAAGAUUCUAUAUCGCUCUUAUUCGAUAUUCCAAUUAUGGAUUUUGAUUACCUUUCUUACUUUAUAUAAACAAAUAUUGGAAUUCUGCUUGCGUAAACUCUUUCGUGUAUUUCCAAGUAAAGAUUUUAAUAUUUCCUUUCUUAUUGUAAACUUGUAAGCCACCUCAAGGUUCGUUGUUAUUUAUUUAUUUAUUUAUUUUCAGAAUAGGAAAUAACCAACUGAGAUCUCUGGUUACUCUUCUGAUAUUUGUAAAAAGUGAAGAAAAAAAAUCAAGAUAUAUCUCAGCGGGAUCUGAAUUUCAUAAGAACCGAAUUGGGUUAUAGUGAGGUUAGUCUAUUGAUUUAUUAGUUUGAAGACCCAAGCCAAGAUCUUGGGUGCUUUCUUCACAAGAGCUGUGAGAACUCCGGAGAUGUCUGGGGCACAGGAUAAACUGGAGAUCAAGUUCCGGUUGACGGACGGGUCAGAUAUUGGUCCCAAGAGUUUCCCUGCUGCCACCAGUAUUGCCAUCCUCAAGGAAACUGUCAUUGCUCAGUGGCCAAAAGAGAAAGAGAAUGGUCCAAAGACAGUGAAAGAUGUGAAGAUUAUAAGUGCUGGAAGGAUUUUGGAGAACAACAGGACACUAGGAGAGUGCAGGAGCCCCUUAUGUGAUGUUCCUGAGGGAGUUACAACCAUGCAUGUUGUUGUCCAACCCCCUUCCUCAGAGAAAGGUACAGAAAAGAAAUUGGACCAAUUGAAGCAGAACAAGUGUGUGUGUGCUAUUCUAUAGUUUGCACUUUCGAGUUGAAAGAGUAUUGAAUCUCGCGAAAGAAUAGAAGUUUGUGAACUCGAGUUUGGCAGCUGUGUGAAUACAUAUCUGACACCUGGUCCCGGAUCAAAUUCACAAACAGAUCUAUCACUUCUUGAAAUAUUGCAUUUUGUGUGCAAUUUGCAAUAUUUAUCAAUUAAAAUUCUAUGGGGCAUCUAUCCUUGUAUUGACAUCGUGGGAAUCUGUCAACUUAUGUUCUAAAUCAAUUUCUUUUGCUUGCAAAACCUGCUUUCAUAAAAGAUCUGACAAGAAAGGCAUGGGGAAUUUUACACAAGUGGUAUAUACUCCAUUGGCAGUUCUAUUGAGGUGAAGAUGUAAUGAAACAUGAAAGGCUAGCAGUACAGAUGAAUGACAAAACUGUAAAGUAAUUUGUUCAAA